This is a messenger RNA of Entrophospora candida, 375 nucleotides long. The record is from the annotation of a GenBank genome assembly. NCBI's taxonomy places the organism in Eukaryota, Fungi, Glomeromycota, Glomeromycetes, Entrophosporales, Entrophosporaceae.
AUGAAUAGUUCUCAAAUACAAAACCAAGUAAUUGAACAUGUUCAAAAUACUUUAACAAGAGCAAAUAAUGCCUUGAUUCAAUCCAAUGAUUCAGAUUAUUUACAAAACCAAUUGAUUAAUCUUGAAAGAACUAUAAGUUUGUUGUCCCAUUUAAUUUAUAAUGUGACUGAAAGUAGCAUUCAUUAUCAAAAUUUAAUUCAGAAUUUGAUUUUAUCUCAGCAAACAUAUGAACAAUUAAAUAAUAAAAUAUUUCUACUAAUUGACCAAAUUGGCCCUGAAAUGCUUUUUGUAAGUCCACAAUCAUCAGGUGGUAGACCAAAAUUAGAAGUUUCUGAAAAUGCAAUGAUUCUAUUAUGCUCAGAAGGAUUCUCUUGG